This is a messenger RNA of Oldenlandia corymbosa var. corymbosa, 300 nucleotides long. Lineage: Eukaryota; Viridiplantae; Streptophyta; Magnoliopsida; Gentianales; Rubiaceae. The record is from the annotation of a GenBank genome assembly.
AUGGGAGUCCCCCGUGUGCCUAGGCUGUCAGGUAUACAAAGAGAAGUGCUUGCUCUGUACAGAGAAUUCCUCAGAGUAGCACGUGUGAAAUCCGGCGAAGAUCGGGAGCAGCUGGUGCACUUGGUGUCAUCUGAAUUUCGGCGCAACUCAAAAGAAGUUGAUCGGAAGAACUUCGAGUGCAUUGAGCACUUGAUUCGGCAGGGUAGAAAACAGCUUGAUCAGCUGAAGAGCCCUGAUACUACGGGAUUUUCGUCAAUAAAAGUGAAUGUCUCUUCCACAACACAAACCAAACAUUCGUGA